AAUAAGUUCGAGUCGAAGGAAAAUAACAAAAGGAGUCGCAACUUUCCGUGCCCGAAUAGCCUUCGUUGCCGAGUAGUUUACCCAGUGCCGGCCUCAAAAUGUCCAGCCUGAUGCGACUGAGUAACGCGCUGCUCGUCCGGAGCCUUGUGAACCACUCGCUGCGCAGCACCCGAUUGAUUUCCUCGUCGCAGAAGAACCGCGAUGCGGCCACGAUCGACAUCCCAAAGAAGGCGGCCGCUGCGGCUGCAAAUCCGGCAACUGCCGCCACGGCCACCACCGGUAAAAAUUGGGUCAGCUACGGAUUCGACCGCUACGACGAGACGUACGAUCGCAGCGAGAUGAAUGCGUCCUUUUUCUUCUCCGUCACCCUGUGCCUCGUCAUCGGUAGCGUCUACUGGUCGUACCUUCCGGAUCCGCAGAUGCAAGACUGGUCACAGCGCGAGGCGUACCUUGAGCUGCGACGCCGAGAAGCGGCCGGUUUGGAGCCGAUCAACAAAAACCUGGUCGACCCGGCGCAAAUUGUGCUGCCAUCGGACGAAGAGCUCGGUGCUACCGAAAUAGUCAUCUAGAUUCGCGAAAGUGUGGCCAGAUUAUGUAACGGGCCCGUUUGAACGGUGGUGCAACCGGAAUCGCCGGUGCGUACGAUUCGAUUGUAAACAGCGAGAAAGUGCUGAACUUGUGAAACAUGUAGCAGUGGUUAUUGAAAAGAAGGCAGUGAUGAAAUAAAAAUAAAUAGGAAGAUUGUCCAA
Molecule: messenger RNA, 749 nt
Organism: Anopheles cruzii
Lineage: Eukaryota; Metazoa; Arthropoda; Insecta; Diptera; Culicidae
Gene: NP15.6
Product: NADH dehydrogenase [ubiquinone] 1 beta subcomplex subunit 11, mitochondrial
Exons: 1
Coding region: 99-569 (156 amino acids)
Source: RefSeq, a predicted model, not a curated record